Guillardia theta CCMP2712 is the source of this 3123-nucleotide messenger RNA. RefSeq lists its product as hypothetical. The transcript is spliced from 14 exons. Gene Ontology annotation, molecular function: protein binding. Bases 1 to 3123 code for a protein of 1040 amino acids. The record is from RefSeq and is a predicted model, not a curated record. Lineage: Eukaryota; Cryptophyceae; Pyrenomonadales; Geminigeraceae.
AUGGGUGUUAGAGCCCUCUCGCUUCGGGGCGGAACCUCGUGGUGGGAGGAGGAUUCCGAGCUGAAGGGGGAGGUCGAGAAGUUACAGGAAGCUCUAAGAAAGGUCCAAGAUGGUCGUAGCUCGUCUCCAGACGCAGAGUCGGAUGAAGUGUCAAAGAUCUCAAGUUUCAGCGAAGAGACGAAAAGGACGCUGGUUGAAGAGUUCAACAAUGACAGUCAAUGGGAGAACAAAACACUGAUCCCACUCCAGUAUGGAAAUGAUACCGCGAUAGAGAUCCAGUGGCAGCAGGAAAACCAGCAUGGAGACAUCCAGUACUUCAGAAGGUAUGGAAAGCCCUCCCCGAAGUUCCUGGAGUGGAAGAGGAGGCAGAUUGAAGAGGAGAAAUUGCAGAAGAAGUUGAAGUUUGAGUCAUACCAGACUGCAGACGAGAUCCCGUUACCGGCCUCGUGCGAUUCAGAUGAUGAAUGCAACUGGUACUGGCACAGCAACGGCAGUAUGAUGUGGCGACGGUCGGGGAAGCAGUAUUACGAACCUGUGCAUGACUUUCCGGAUUUGGACGAGAGGUACUUGGGGAAGCCCGUGCCCAGGUUCUAUCUCGGGGAAUUGGAUGUGACCAACACGAUGUGUGCCAUCUUGAACUAUACAGUGGGAGGAGAGAUGAAACCUCUGGAGGAUGAGCCGGGUCCAACAAAGAGCGCUUCUUUCAACCAGAUGCUGGAGGACGUACUGAAUACAAGAAAACUUCCAGACCCCAGGAAUCGAACGUUCUGGGAGCAGUUCAAGGACGUCGGAAAGUAUACAGUCGACCAUGGGAUAUGCAUGAAGAAGCUCAACGUACGGCCACCAAGUUACGACGAGACCUUGCGAGACGCGCUGGACAGUUGCAAAUCAUACCGAUGGACAGAACUAGUUCCCUCCAACCUAGCAAAGAUGCAGAGGAAGCUUGAUGUUGAUCGCACCAGCUUCAAGUUGAGUGGAGGGAAAUUCAGGAUCGAUGGAGAGCUGAUCGUUUCUGAGAGGAGAACUUCGCAUAUUUGCUUGCUUGCUGAGGAUGAGGAGACUGAAAUCACGGGAAGAUGGCGGCUGAGAAAUGUGUUGGUUGGGGACUUGAUAGGACUGCGUCUGCGAUUUAACAACAAGUUGUUUCAAGAUGGCUGGUACAAUCUGGGCAAUGCGCAAGUGUUCAUCGCCCUCUCUUCCUCCCACGUCAAGUUUCGAUCGUGCUGGGUCGGCGGUCUGGGGCCGCUGGAGCAGAGGGCGAGGAACGGGAUCAUCUGCCAGGAGUUUGCGACGGUGGAGGUUUCAGGCAGCAGCAUACAAGCUUGCUUCGGAGCAGGGGUGUACAUCUGCGACAAUGCGACAGUCUCCCUGAACAACUCCAAGCUUCGCUUCUGCUACAUGGCAAUCUGCAUGUUCGGCAACGCCAUGGCCCGGGUGUCAGGCUGCGAGCUCAAGAACAUGACCAGCUCGAUCUUCUUCACGCAGAAGGCAUUCAUCCGCACCGUGAGAGUCGAGCUGAGAAACUGCUCUCUUGCUGGGCUUGCAUGGCUGGACGGCGUCAGACCCAAGAGACUCCUUCAGAAAGGUGUGACCAUGCAGCGCGCAAAGUUGGACUGGACGAGAGCGAUGAGAAACACGUCGAGUGAGGGGAGGGAGAGGAGAAGCGACGCAGGGAAGCUGCUGGGGAAGGCCAGCACAAAGAAGAAGACCAAGAAACCAUCAGAAGCAGAGGAGCAGAAGCAGAUGCAGCAGAUCCUUGCGACGGUCAAGGAGUGGAUGCGGAAGGGGAUCGUAGAGGGGCAGCUGAAUCAGCCUUACAGCUGGAAGGUAGCUGACAAGUAUCGUGUGGACAGGGAGGAAGAGAAGUUCUGGGAUGGAGACAAGACGAGCAAAUAUUACCAGGACCCGCGAUACGCCCAGGCCUGGGAAGCGAUCAAUCAGACCAUGGACAAGGCAGAUGACUCAGACUCGGUCGGAGACAUUUUCGACUACAAUGCUUACUUGUCAAAGUACCUGCGAGGGGGCGGUGGCGAUGGCAGCGAGGAAGACGAGGGAGAGGAUGAGAGGGCGAAGGAAGGAGCAAGGGGCCUCCUCGCCCUCAUUCACCGCGAGAACAUCUCAAGCCUGCACCUCACUGAGGAGGAGAGGAAAGUAGAAGCUGCCAAGUGGGAGGUGUAUCGAGACUUGACGACAGGCGAUAUGUUUUACGUCAACAACGAGACGUAUGAGUCAAGAUGGAACUACCCCAGGGGCCUCAAGUACUCGGAUCUCCAUGGCUACGGCGCUACGGCCCAUCUCUGCGACUUUGUGAUUCCGGACUGCCUCCCUCGCAAGCUGUUGGAGGUGCGAAUGCGCGAGGAGGAGGGGAAAGAGGACGGAGAGGCUGAAGUGGAGCAGGUGGACUGGAACGAGACCAUAAGGAGAGGAUGGGAGACUGGAGACUGGCGGACUUUCCGGGAGCUGAGAAGCAACUACAGUGAUGCUUGCUUGAAGUUUCUUGUCAAUUGCACUCCGGGAUCGAGGAUCUACAUGAGACUCGCAGAACCCUACAGGUUUGAGUCGGAGAUGAUGUGCGAUGACCCGGCAGAAAUCGACCCUGAGAGCGACUGGGACAAAGUUGGAGUGAUCGAGUUCGGUGUACCAGACGAGUGGGAGGAUAUCAAGGAGGAGAGGGCCUGGCGAACACCAUGGGUGGAGGAGUACGAAGAACUGAAGGAAGCGAUCAAAGAGUCACUGAGGAAGGAGCGAGAGGAGAAGCGGCAGGGAAAGAUUCGUAAGUCCUACCGGGAGUUGCAGGCCGAGUACAUGGCGCGGAAGAAACGCAGGGCCAACGUAACGAGCACAUCGAUGGAGGACGACGAGGACGACGAGGGGGACGACGAGGAGGACGAGGAGGACGAGGACGAGGACGAGAAGGAGGACGAGGACCAGGAGGACAAGGAGGACGAGGACGAGGAGGACAAGGACGAGGACGAGGACGAGGAGAACGAGGAGGACGAGGAAAAGGACGAGGACGAGGACGAGUCAUUACAUGCGCACGAGCUCGAGCAGAUCCUCGCUGGGAGGCAUCGCGAGCAAGUCAGUCAGCGCUGUCAUGGCUACGGUGGGAAGCUGCGCGUAUAA